AUGAGCAUCUUUUACGUAACCAUCGCUGCAUACAUCUUGAUCGGUGGUGUUGGAGUCGGUAUUUUCCUAUGGGGCAAAGAGCAUGGAAACUCCUUCUUCGACAAGCUCUACCGCAUCUUCUGCAUGCAUUUUCCGAGACUGCUCAAGAAGGCUUUAGAGAAAGUUUUCGGCAAGAGAGCUCCUGCCGUGUUGGAUGCUGCUUGGGUGUACGUUUGCUACACAAGCAACCCGUUGGUGCAGAUCUUUUAUUUGCUGGUCGUGGUGGGCGGCUACGCCACAUUUGUGGCAUACAGCCACCCUCAUAUUCCGAACAAGCUGCUUAGCAACGUCCACAAGUACAUUGGUUUUGGUAUCUUCUCUACUUGCCUGGCAAUAUGGUGGAGAGCCUGCACAGCCGAUCCGGGGAUUGUGACUCCUCAGAAUCUGGACAAGAUUUGCGAGAUUUGGAAGUGGGACGACCAGAUCUUUCACAUGGCCGUCUGCCGAUCUUGCGAGCUUGCGAAACCGGCACGCUCCAAGCACUGCUCCCUGUGCAACCACUGCGUGGCAAGGUUCGACCACCAUUGUAUUUGGAUCAACAAUUGCGUGGGUGUGGGAAACCACAAGUACUUCCUAGCGUUUCUGGGUGCGCACCUCGUGAUCUGCUUCUACGGCUUCGGGCUCACGGCCACGAUUUUAUGGAACCUCAUCGUGCAGAAGGAGCUGCUGAGCGCCGUCUUCGUCCGGCCGGACACCCGCGAGCGGUUUCAAGCGACCAAGCUUAUGGUGAUGCAGUACUUGCUUGCCACGGAGGGGAUGGUGGUGUUCAUUUGCGCCCUCUGUUGCAUUAUGGGAGUCGUGCUCUUCGGCUUCUUCGGCUGGCACCUGUACUUAGUGAAAGCAGGCACCACAACGAACGAGCUGAGCAAGUGGAGCUACGUCAGGAUGUGCUUGAAACACGAAGGUCCAGAGGGAAAGGAGAAGUUGAAGCUCCUCGUAAACGAGUAUGACCAGCAAAUGCUUGUGCAUCCGAAUGUAGAAGGGGGCUUCUCAACGCUUUCUUCCGGCAGCACGUGUGUCUGUGUGCGCGCGGGCAGCGCCAUGGCUGCAAAGAUGGAGCGACCCGGCUCCACUACCUCUGCCACUACAGGCAGAGCCAUGUCGCCCUCAACUCCAUCGCUGCCGUCGCGGCCAAACACCACCGAGCGAAGCGGAGCCAGCGGAGCUCGAGCAAAGACGAUGGCAAAGCCUCGUUCAAUGCUCGCGCGCCUCGCAGCCCGCGGGCAGGGUCGUCGUGAACAAGGACUGAAGGAGGCAGAAGCCUACCGUGCUGGUCACGGCUAUGGGAAAGGUUUCGGCCCUUGCAAGCCAGCAUCGGCAUCUCCGUGUGAAACGGCUUUGCUCAGUGGCCUGACCGAGUGGCAGCUGCCCGUGUCGGAGGCACCGCUGGCAGAGAUCCUGCUCCAAAAUGACAAGGUCGAGCUUGGUGAGAAGUACAACACGAGAAUCAGUUCCCGAUUCCAGCCUCUGGUCGCAACGACGGCGCACUAUCACUUCCCGUUGCCGACUUCCGAACAAAACAGGCGGUACAGCAAUGUGAGACACAAACAUCCGCCCGAGGGAGUUCCAUGCAUGGAGCCACCAAAGGACAAGCAAGAGCAGACUUCUGCUUUGUCGAAGAGCUCUGAGAGGCCAACGCCACUUCUGACGAAACUUCGACAGCCAGUGCAGGAGGGCAUGGCGCGUCUUCGCCCGGGAGUCGCGUACAGCGUCUCGCGGCUGGAGGAAUGGUUCCUGCUGCUGGACACGAACCGCUCGGGUGAGGUCACUGUGCGCAAGUUAAUCCUGGGCAUGAUGAAGCACCAGGAGAUCAUGGACCUCGUCUUCUUGCUGAGAGAGAAGUCCGAAGGCCGAUUAUGGCAGCUCAAGCCCGAGAACAGGCCGACGGCUGGCAAGCUCACCCGGGACGACAUGCAGUGGGUGAGGGCAAUGCUGGAGGAGCUGGGGUCAGGGGGUGGUGCUUCGAUGACAUGGCCGGAAUUCGUCGACUUCUUCCGCCAGACAGGUCUGCUCCUGGAGUACAGCACUCGGGACGAGCUAAACCAAUCAGACCUGGGAGAAACGAACAUAGAAGACUUUCUGCGACGACAAGAAGAAGAAUUUCAGCUGGACCAAGAGAGAUUCUUCAGCGAGCAACGACGAGGAGCCAGGAUUUUUCCAUCCAGCCCGGAACGAUCAGAAAGGAGAGAUGUCGGAUGUGAGAUGCAGGAAAAGUGGGAAGUCCCAAAGGGCUGCCUCGGCAACUUCAGGGAAAUCAUCUUUCCUGUUGAUACGAAGAAGCUUUCAGAGGAAGCUCUGAAGCAGGACUCCAAGGUCACGCAAGGCAAAGCUCGAAAAAGCAAGGUGGAAGCGCAGUUGCACAGCUGUGCAAAGCUGCGAUUUGGAGUCUAUUGCUGUGUGAAGUCCGCUUUGCUAAGAGUGUGA
Symbiodinium necroappetens is the source of this 2463-nucleotide messenger RNA. NCBI's taxonomy places the organism in Eukaryota, Dinophyceae, Suessiales, Symbiodiniaceae. The record is from the annotation of a GenBank genome assembly.